Penicillium longicatenatum is the source of this 399-nucleotide messenger RNA. Its product is annotated as FKBP-type peptidyl-prolyl cis-trans isomerase. Lineage: Eukaryota; Fungi; Ascomycota; Eurotiomycetes; Eurotiales; Aspergillaceae. The coding region runs from base 1 to 399 and encodes 132 amino acids. Gene Ontology annotation, molecular function: peptidyl-prolyl cis-trans isomerase activity. The transcript is spliced from 6 exons. The record is from RefSeq and is a predicted model, not a curated record.
AUGAGUUUCGACGGCACCCUUCCCGGUCCCGCGCAGAUCGAAGAGCUCACGAAGCGUCCUAUUUCGGCUGGCAACAACACUGACUUCCCCGCGAAUGGUGCCAUGAUCGAGAUGCACUACACCGGCUGUCUGUAUGACCCGAACGCCCCAAACUACAUGGGCAAGAAGUUUGACAGCUCCUACGACCGCGGUUCUCCUCUUGCUAGCAAGAUCGGCGUUGGGCGCCUCAUUAAAGGUUGGGACGUUGGCGUUCCCCAGAUGAGCCUGGGCGAGAAGGCCUACUUGCUCAUCCCCUACAUGGAUGCCUACGGCGAACGUGGAUACCCCCCUAUUAUUCCUCCCAAGUCGGAUCUCGUCUUCCAGGUUGAACUCGUCAGCAUCAGUGGAAAGCGUGCUUAG